UCUGAGCAGGUUCAUCCCAGCAACAUGACGGCGCCGGGGCUGCUGACGGAGGUGGAGCUGCUGCGGCGGAGGCUGCUGGAGAUGGAGGGGAAGGACGAGGAGCUGGCCCGGAUGGCGCGGCAGUGCCGGGACCUGGACCGCCGCCUGGCGGCCGAGGCCGGCGCCGGCCGGGGCCUCCGGUCCGAGGUCGACCGGCUCAACGGGCGGAUCGGCCAGCUGGACCGGCUGGAGGAGGCGCUGGGCCGGAGCCGGCAGGACUGCCUUCACCUGCGGGGCAGCCUGGAGCGGGAGCGGGCCGCCGGCCGGGCGCUGGCCGGGGAGCUGGAUGCCCUGCGGCUCCGGGUCCGGGACCUGGAGGCGGCUGAGGCCCGGCUGGAGGACAGCGAGGCGGCGGUGAGGCGGGACCUGGGACGGCUGAGGUCGCUGACGGCGGCGCUGGCCGAGGACCGGCGGAGCGCCGCCGAGAGGCUGCAGCAGGCCGAGGAGAGGCUCCGCCGGAGGGACGGGCCCGGCUGGUCGGCGCCAGCGGACCGACGGCCCGGUUCACGGUCCGACGCAGACUUGGAGGAGAAGGUUAGAACCGUGGUGAAGGAGAAGGACGAGCUGCAAACGAGGCUGCAGGCGGAGGAGGAGAGGAACCGCGAGCUGCAGGGACGGAUAAGCAGCAUGAAGAACACGACCUUCAGCCGCCCGACGGGGGAGAACCGGGUCCAGGACCUGGUGCAGGAACUGGACCGGCUCCGGCGGAGGCUCCAGGACCAGGAGGUGCUGCAGGACGACGUCCAGGCGCUGCAGAGGAAGCUGGAGGACGAGCAGCGAAGGACGCGGGGGCUGGAGGACGAGCUGGCGCUGACCCGGGACCAGCUGGGCCGGUACCGGCGGGCGGAGAAGCAGGAGGUGAACCAGGAGGAGAACCAGGAGCACGUCCUGCUCCGCCACCUGCAGAAGGAGCAGGUGAAGAACCGGCUCCUGACCCGGGAGGUGGCGGCGCUUAAGGAGCAGCUGCAGGCGCUGAACACGGCCGAGACCGACGUCUGCCGGGUCCAACUGGACCGGCAGGAGGCCCGGAACCAGGACCUGGCCCGGGAGGUGGAGGAGCUGGGCGGCGAGCUGCACGGGUACCGGAGGGUCCAGACUCCCGAGGCCCGGACCGGAUCCUCGGACGGACAUCGGACCUCUAGGGAGGUCCAGACCGAGCCCUUGCGGGUCGCUGACGGAGACGAGAAGGAUCCUGCCAACCCGGAGGUCUCCAGGACCAGCUCCCGGGUCGACACCAGCACCAGUACCCGGGUCAGGACCCCCCCGGGCCCGGACCUGCCCCCCCCGCCCAACGGCGAGGUGAUGACGCUGACCCACACGCCCGGGCAGCCGCUGCACAUCAAGGUGACGCCGCACCACGCGCUCAACACGGCCACGCUGGAGAUCAGCAGCCCGUCCAGCGGUGCCGGUGCCAGCGCCGCCGCGCCGUACACCAGCACCGCCAUCAUCCCGGCCGCCGGUGCCGCCACGCCCAAGCAGCGCAUCACCAUCAUCCAGAGAACCCCGUCCUGCAGCCCGGACCGGACCGGCUCCGUGCCCGAUGGGCCGCCGGGUUCCCCCGCUUGCGCCGCCGCGCCGGACGGCUCGCCCGUGCAGCUCGUCACGGUCCAGGCGUGUUCCCCCGACCCAGCCUCCCCGCUCUGCCAGACCCCCGAGCGGCACCAGAGGCCCGGCGGCAGCGACGGCGGUCCCAGCUUCAUCACCACGGAGGACAGUAAGAUCCACAUCCACAUGGGCAGCCCCGCCACAGCCCCCGGGGCGACCGCGGCAACCGCCGCGCCCGGCGGCGUCAACGGCUCCUACUUCCUCCGGCACGAGCAGAGGACUCAGGUCAUCACCAACGGCUCCCACGUGAAGGGAGUCGGGAAGAUCACGAGCAGCAUCACCAUCUCGGCCGCCGGCGCCCCCCCCGCCGCCUCCAACAUCACCGUCAGCGGCCUUUACGACUAAACAGAGACUCAUUCUGCUAUUAAAUGUUUAAAAAAAACUAUGUACAAACCAUGAAAUGAAGCUUUAUGACGCUCACUGGAACUUUCACCAGCUUAGAUGAAUAAA
Molecule: messenger RNA, 2094 nt
Organism: Cololabis saira (Pacific saury)
Lineage: Eukaryota; Metazoa; Chordata; Actinopteri; Beloniformes; Belonidae
Product: filamin A-interacting protein 1-like
Exons: 2
Coding region: 25-1989 (654 amino acids)
Source: RefSeq, a predicted model, not a curated record